AUGGCACCACGCCCCCCCCUUUGGCGCUGCUUCUUCAUUCACUUGAGGCAGCAACUGGGGGCCCCCCACUCUUCCUUUUGCUUCAGCAGCAAACCACUUUUCCAGUACCCUGGGGGGCCCCCCGGGGGCCCCCCAGGGGCCCCCCUUAGUGGGGCCCCCGGGGGCCCCCUGCCGAGAAUGGGCCCCCUGAGGCUUGAGGGCUCUCCCUGCGCCUUUGGCAGCAGCAGCAGCAACAGCAACAGCAGCAGCAGCAGCAGCAGCAGCAGCAGCAGCAGCAGCGGGCGGACCAGUGGUGCGCUCCUUUGCCCUCCAGCAGCAGCACUGGCAGCAGCAGCAGCAGCAGGGGUGGGCCCAGCAGCAACGAGAACGGUGCUGGCCCGAACCACAGCAGCAGCAGCAGCAACUGCAGCAGCAGCAACAGCAGCAGCAGCAGCAGCAGCAGCAGCAGGCGGCAGCAAGCGGCUGUUCAGCACCCGCAGCAUCAGCGGCCGCCUCUUCUACAAACGAAGGCCUCUGCAGGUCCCUCGCCUCAAACCCCCAAAUAUAAGAAGGUAA
Molecule: messenger RNA, 555 nt
Organism: Eimeria necatrix
Lineage: Eukaryota; Apicomplexa; Conoidasida; Eucoccidiorida; Eimeriidae
Product: ribosomal protein S12, putative
Exons: 1
Coding region: 1-555 (184 amino acids)
Source: RefSeq, a predicted model, not a curated record